UGCACAGAGAAAGAGAAAGAGAUUCCUCAAAUGGGUUUUUGUUAUAUAUGAGAUGAAGUUUGUAUUUGCAAUGCCAUUAACAAAACAACACCAAGAGAUUCAGAAACAAAUUCUUUGGAGUUUAACUUACAAGCUUCACUUUUGCUCUCAGGUGCGGACGGUGGAAGCUAUUAUCGAAUCGGAUAAAAUUAUAAGGUGCGACGAAGUUUUCCAAAAAUUUGAACUUCUAUUCGUAAUUACAUCUGAUUAAAUUAAAAGAGAUAGGAGACAUCACAUACAAAACUAUAACUAUCAGAAACAUAAAGAAGAAGAACGUCACAUGGAUGAGAAUCUAAACGGAAUUUCAAGUAGUAAAACUACAAGUCAUAAGAUUCGUAACAAAGAAAAUGAACCCAUCAAUAAGAGAUUCAACACCAUAGAUGAUGGUGAAGUUGAUUUGAUAGAGUGUUCUGGCAAGUAUUGCAAAUCAUGCAUAACAGGAUUAGUAACUGAUUGUGUUGCAUUAUGUUGUUGUCCUUGUAUUGUGUUACAUUGUUUUGCUUUGGCCUUUAUAAAGGCACCUUGGGUUAUGGGAAGAAAAUGUUUGGGAUUACGGAGCAAGAACAAGAAUAAGAAGAAGAAAUGUUGUCAUAAGAAAAAGUGCAAAAAGGGACUUAAAGAUGUUGAUGAUGUUGUGUUAGAAGGAGAAAACGAAAAUGGUUUAAAUGUAGGGUGGCCAGCAUCACCAAUGGAUAAUGUCCAUGUUAAUGUUGGAUUUGAAGCUGAAAAGGUUUGGCAUGAGUUGUAUCAAAUUGGUCAUUUAGAUUUUGGUAGGAUUUCUUUCUCAAAUGUUUAG
Messenger RNA from Lathyrus oleraceus (garden pea), 835 nucleotides. RefSeq lists its product as uncharacterized. Lineage: Eukaryota; Viridiplantae; Streptophyta; Magnoliopsida; Fabales; Fabaceae. Bases 320 to 835 code for a protein of 171 amino acids. The transcript is spliced from 3 exons. The record is from RefSeq and is a predicted model, not a curated record.